Molecule: messenger RNA, 243 nt
Organism: Prunus armeniaca (apricot)
Lineage: Eukaryota; Viridiplantae; Streptophyta; Magnoliopsida; Rosales; Rosaceae
Source: the annotation of a GenBank genome assembly
AUGGUUUUCGAAGAUACCCUAGACACCCCCACCACCACUGCAAAGUCAAGUGCUUCAAAAACCAGCAAAACUCCUGACAUGGCGCAACCAAUUAUUACAGUUCGCAAUGAUACUUUUGAUGCCCCAUUCACCAUAUGGUUGAAUGAAAAGAACUAUAGCACUUGGUCGAAGAUGUUGCUAGGGAAAAAGAGGUUAUCUGACAGGGAAGGUGGCUCAAGUGGAGGAAGACGCUUCGAGCUUUGA